AUGGCGGACUACUACUACGAGGCAAGGAAACAUGAUAAAUGGCUUCGGAAGCACGCCAAGGAAAACAAGGCUCGCAAGGAACGAAUGAAGCAAUUUCAACGGGCUCACAGCCGCGACCAUCACCAGUCGCUCAUCAUCGAGGGGAGACCUUGCAAGCUUUACAGAGACCCAGCGGCGGGAGCAGUCGUAGAAGGCGCCCUAAUGCCCUGGAACGGCCGGCGCGAUGUCCUGAUCGACAGGUUCGACGCCCGAGCCGUGCUGGACAUGGUCCCGCUGUCGCCGAAGGGUACUGGGGACCACCGCGAGAAGAAAGGUCUCGAGACCUUCCUUAGCUUCGAGCGGUACCGCGGCAUCGUGGACGCCCAGCGGGUGGGCUUGGGGGAGAAGGAGCAUGCGCUCGCCGUGUCGAAGCAGGUGGAGGAGAAGCUGUCGGACAUCGCGAGGUUUAAGAAGGGCGAGCCAGACGCGGCGGAACUCGCGGCGGCCAAGGAGGCCCAGGACAAGCGCAACAAGAAGGCUGAAACCAAGGCCGCCAUCAAGGAAGCCAAGAACGCCGGGGUGCACGGGCACUACGGCCCCGGGGCGGGGGGGGCUGCAGCGGGGGCGGCGGGAGGAGGGGUACCCCUACCCUCUCGAGGGCGAGGGGCGGAGGUGGCCCUCAAGUACGGGGGCGACGUGGUCGGCGGAAAGUCUGCAGGAGGGGGAGGGGGAGGGGGGGGGGGUGGAGAGGAGUCGCCGAAAGAGAAGGAGAAGGAGGAGCAGGACGAGGACGAGGCGCAGCUGGACCCGGAGAUUCUCGCGCUGAUCGAGAAGGAGGUCGGGGGCGCCGCAGGAGGAGGCGGCGGCGGCGCUGGAGGCAGCGAGGACGACAGCUCUGACGAGGAGUCCGACUUCACAGACGAUGGCGAGGACGAAGACGACGGGGGGGACGACGACUCAGACCACAAGAACGCGGAUGCUGCGCAAGCGCUUUCGGCGUCUCAGGACCUUUUCGCCGAGGACUACGGUAUCUCCGAGAAGCGCAGCGGCUACAGCUACUCCCGCCUACUGCGCUACGAGCGGCGUCACCGCGCCCAACACCGGGCCAACCGGAUGGCCGAGGUGGACGCGGCAAAGAAGCGCAAGAAGCCCAAGAAGAAGGCCGACGGCACCCCGGUGGAGGAGGAGAACGGCUUGUCGCGCCCGUACCUCGGCUCCUCCCUGCGCGACAGCCCCACGUACGAGGACUUCGGCGACCCGCUAGAGGCUCGGAGGCAGAAGCGGCGGGAGGAUCGGGAGCGGGCGGGGGGCUCCGCCAGAGACGCCGCGGGGAACGGGGCCGGCCGGGGGCGGCAGUACAUCUCCUCGUUCGAGAUCUCCGACAGCAAGGCUGGCGGCGGCAAGAGCGGUAGCGGUAGCGACGGGUCUCUGCUCGGUUCGGAGAGCGAGGGAGACGAGGGGGGCGGGAGCGGCGGAACUCACCUGGUUCUCCUUCAAAACUUCUUCCCCACACUGGCGGACACGUUGCGCAGACACCUAGAGAAGAAAGAGGAGCGCGAAAAGGAGCUGGAGGGGGAACGAGCGCGGGAGCGGGAGAGGGACAGGGAGCGGGAGAUCGAGCGGGCGCGGCGGCGCGCGGCGGCGAGGAGGAGGAGGUCGAGUUCCACCUCCAGUUUUCGGUUUUCGCCCAGCCGAAGGAGGUGGUCCCGGGAUCGCUCACGCCCAUGGAGAUGA
Ectocarpus siliculosus is the source of this 1713-nucleotide messenger RNA. The record is from the annotation of a GenBank genome assembly. NCBI's taxonomy places the organism in Eukaryota, Phaeophyceae, Ectocarpales, Ectocarpaceae.